AUGGAGUCGACCUCGAUUGAAAUGAGCAAGUCGCAGCUGAGCACUGAUCAGAGUGAAUCACUACUGGGCGGUAAGAAUGCCGAUCCGAGCAGUCCCGUCAACACCGCCAACAUCAGCUGGCAGGGAAUUUCGGCGUCGACGAAGCAGGGGAAACGGUGCUUCAAGGUGGUCCCGCCAAAGGCCAUCCUCAAGUCGGUCUCCGGGAAGGUUGACUCCGGACAGCUGUUGGCUGUGAUGGGGCCCAGUGGUUCCGGAAAGACCACACUGCUGAACGUGCUGACGGGCCGCAACCUGAGUCAGUACGACAUUGAGGGAACCGUGCUCGUCAAUGGCAGCCCGGCGAGAAUCGACACGAUGAAGUCGCUGAGUGGAUACGUUCAACAGGGCAGCAUCUUCGUGCCGCAGCUCACCGUCAAGGAGUACCUAGUCUUCCAGUCGCUGGUGCGCAUGGACAGCCACCUCAGCCCGGCGGAGCGCAGCCAGCGAAUAGAGGAGGUCAUCACCGAGCUGGGCCUGGGCAAGGUGGCCAACACCCGGAUUGGCAACCGCUACGACGAUCUGGUCGGCUCGGGCAUCAGCGGCGGCGAGCUGAGGCGGCUUUCGCUGGCCGCGGAGAUUCUCACCAAUCCACCUUUGAUCAUCUGCGACGAGCCGACUUCAGGGCUUGACUCCUACUUGGCGGAGAAUGUCGUCAACAUGAUGAAAAACCUGGCACAUUCCGGCCGAACAGUGAUCUGCACCAUUCACCAACCCUCCUCGGAGGUGUUCAUACUCUUUGACCGGCUGCUGCUGCUAGCCGAAGGCCAGGUCGCCUUUAUGGGCUCACUGGCGGAGGCGCAGGAGCACUUUACUAGCCUGCGAAUGGUCGUGCCACAGAACUUCAAUCCGGCGGACUUUUACCUGCGGCUGCUCUCCACCAUUCCCGGAAACGAGGUGGAGUGCGAGGAGAGAAUCAAGCUCAUCUGCGGCAGCUACCGUGAAAAGCAGAGGGAAGCGGCACAGGCGCUGGAGGUAAAUGGACUGAAGGGAGGUGAUGGUGUUCAACCGCCUGAAGAGGCGCUAAAAACUUCUGAGCCUACUACUACUGUCAAGGUGAAGACGGGCAAUCCCUACAAGGCCACCUGGUGCGGCCAGUUUAGAGCCCUUCUCUGGCGGUCCUUUAUUACCAAUUCUCGUGAGCCGAUGAUUACGAGAAUCAAACUAUCGCAGACCAUUACCGUAGCCCUUCUGCUCGGCAUAGUCUACUGGAGUCAGCCGAAUGAACAGGGACAGUACGACCAGAAGGCAAUCAUGAACAUUAACGGAGCCAUCUUCAUCUUAAUCAUCAACUUGACCUUUAUGAACAUUUUUUCUGUUGUAAAUGUGAGUAUGAUUUGCGACUUGAAGGUUAACUCAAUACUGAUUUGUGGUUUCACUUUAACGCAGACGUUUUGUAGCGAACUUUCAAUAUUCUUACGGGAGCACAAUGACGGAAUGUACCGGGUGGACACCUAUUUCCUGAGUAAACAGGCAGCUGAAUUACCCUUCCAAAUUUUGAUGCCCACCGUUCUGGUAAUGAUCCUCUACCAGAUGAUUGGCUUCAACAGCUCAAUGGAGUCGUACCUGCUCUUCCUCUUUGUCUCCAACCUCAUCGCCAACUGCGGCAUCAGCUUCGGCUACAUGAUAUCCUGCAUGUCAAGCAGCACCAAGAUGGCCAUCGCCCUCUCAUCGCCACUCAUACUGCCACUGCUGCUUUUUGGCGGCUUCUUCAUCAACAACAACUCGAUUCCAAUUUACUUUGAGGUCUUCAAGUACAUCUCCUGGUUCUACUACGGCAACGAGGCGCUGGUCAUUGCGCAGUGGAAAAAUGUUGACAACAUCAUCUGCGAGAAACAACUGGCCCAACAAAGCAACUCCACAGCAGUAUCUGCUUCUGCUCACUCCACCAGUGAACAUCGCUGUCUGCACCAUGGCAGCUCGAUCAUCGAGGAGCUUAGCUUCAACGUCAACAACAGCCUCUUGGACAUGUGCUGCCUGGUCACCCUGAUCAUUGCCAUGAGGGCAGUUGCCUUCAUAGCCCUCCUGCGCAAGUCCAAAAAGAGGUAA
Messenger RNA from Rhagoletis zephyria (snowberry fruit fly), 2085 nucleotides. Lineage: Eukaryota; Metazoa; Arthropoda; Insecta; Diptera; Tephritidae. The record is from RefSeq and is a predicted model, not a curated record.